AUGGCGCCUUCGGCGGGAUUUCGCUUGAAGGUUCUCUUGAGGAACCUUCAGAGCCCCAGCGCAGGCGAGCGCCUGGAUGCUGUAAGGACUCUGAACACGGGCAAGGAAGGCUCGUCUGCGGCUUUCCUUGCCGAUGCCCUUUGCAGGGAUGGAGACUGGCAAGUCCGGAGGACCGCGGCCAAGGCUCUUGGCGCGCUGGGUGCACCUGCCAGCAACGUGCUUGUGCAAGCACUCGGGGAUGCCAACCCCUUUGUGAGGGAAGCUGCUGCAGAAGCGAUUGGGCAUGUGAGCUCAGGUUCUGGACCCAUUCAGCUGGCUGCUUUGGAGGCAGUUCUGCGGCAUGAUGCCAUGCCCUUUGUGCGCAGCGCCGCCGGACGUGCUAUUGGGAGCCUUGCAGCUACUGGACAAUGCGGCCAAAGUUAUGCCGCAUUGGAAGACGCCUUAUUGGAUGAUGCCUGGCAGGUGCGCUGGCAGGCAGCAAGAGCGCUGGCAUUCAGCUCGGAAGACCAGGUUGCGUCCGUGGCCUCCUGCCUCAAAGAUGAAAGCUGGCUAGUGAGACGCGAAGCUUGUGCAUCGCUUGGUGUGCUCAGCUCUGUGAAGGGUCGCAGUGCUUUGGAGAAAGCCUUGAGGUCAGACUCCGACUCCCGCGUUCGAGAAGAAGCGGCCAAGAGUUUGGCGGCGAUCAGUAAGUCUGCGAAACUGCUGGGCAAAUCUACUGAUGCAACUGGAUUCCCUACAGAUGCCCUUGCAGCUGCUUUGAAGGAUGAGGAGGUGAGGGUCCGCACUGCUGCAAUCGUGGCCUUGGGCUCGCAACCGGUGGCUGCGCGUCAGCAUGCAGGGUAUUUGGUCGAACAGCUCCUCACGGGAGAUCGGGACGUUCGUGCUGCGGUCUUCACCGUGUUUCAGGAAGCAACGAGCCAUGCCGGCGCUCGCUUGGUAGCUGCCGCCUUCGACGCUGGCAAGCGCCACCAGGUGCGCCAGGAGGCGGAGGAGAUCAUGGCCUGGUCUCGGGCCAUCGCUCGCCACGUGCUGCGCUUGGCACAAGAUCUUCGAGCUGCCUCCCGCGAGGCUCAACUCACAGCAGAACGCCAUUUGUCGCUUUUGGGCCCAGCUGCUGGCGUGUGCCUUGUCAAUGAGGUGGUAAAAACAAAAGGUGCAGACUUCGGGCAGCGCAUGGCAACAAUCCGAGGGCUCAUCUCCUGCUUCUCUGCUUCAGAACGUGCACGCUUGCCACCAGACCUUGCUUGUGCCGCCCUCUCAGAGUGGAUCUACGAGCCCUCGUUGGAACAUUUGCCUGUUCCAGGAUUGGAGUUGGUAAAGCUUCAAACUCCGGAGGAACACCACGGGAUCAACCUGCAGUGGGCAGUUCUUCGAGAUGACUUGGGCAGCUGCUUUGUGGUCUUCCGUGGCUCUGAAACGGUGUUGGAUUGGACCGAGAACAGCUAUGUAUCACUUCGCCGAGUCUCUGUGCCUGCGUGGCACGGAGUACUUCUGCUUCACAGUGGGUUUUGGAGCACUGCAGAGGCCGAGUCCCAAUGCCUUCUGCAUGCAGUUCGCCAAGCCGCUGCGGGUUCUCCUUUCGAAACAGUGAUCUUGUGCGGUGGCUCCAAAGGUGGUGCGAAUGCGCUGGCUGCUGCCAUCCAAUGGUCGGUGACACAAGCACCAAUUGAAGAGAAUGUUUUGCCCUGUCAAGAGCUGCAGGUCGUGACCUUUGGUGCUCCCAACAUCGUUGGUCGCGGAAGUGGCAAGGCAGAAACUGCCCGAGCCCUUCAGGGGCUUCGACUCGCCCUGGAAAGCCACGCACCGCGCUCGAGGGCAUGGAGCUUUACUCAGGACCCUGUGCCAGCAUUGAUGAGCUCAAGAUCCCGGCAGGUGAUUUCAUACUAUCACCAAGGCUCUCGCUAUGCUAUGGGCGCGCUUCGUCGUAUCAUGCCAGAGGCUUACAAGAAAGUGAACAAGUACCUGAAGGAGGCGGUGCGUGUCACAGCCACCUUUCAGCCAGUGCUGACUGAGGCGUGGUUAGAUCCGCCGCCGGGCUUGGCCGGUGGCCCUUUCCAGGCCGCAGUACAUCCACAGCGGAACUACACCGAGGCUCUUUGCCGGCGCCUUCUGCACUUCUGA
This is a messenger RNA of Durusdinium trenchii, 2121 nucleotides long. The record is from the annotation of a GenBank genome assembly. NCBI's taxonomy places the organism in Eukaryota, Dinophyceae, Suessiales, Symbiodiniaceae.